Triplophysa rosa is the source of this 3628-nucleotide messenger RNA. Its product is annotated as RAC-alpha serine/threonine-protein kinase. NCBI's taxonomy places the organism in Eukaryota, Metazoa, Chordata, Actinopteri, Cypriniformes, Nemacheilidae. The transcript has 14 exons. The coding region runs from base 287 to 1702 and encodes 471 amino acids. Gene Ontology annotation, molecular function: protein serine/threonine kinase activity; ATP binding. The record is from RefSeq and is a predicted model, not a curated record. Gene Ontology annotation, biological process: protein phosphorylation.
UUACUCCCUCUCUUUCUCCCGCAGCAUGGUGGCUUUUGGGAGGGGCCGUGCUCAGAGACGGGUUGCAGUGGCAGCACUAGAGGUUGACAGUCAAUUCUACGCACAUGAGACUUUCCUGGCGUGUGUGAGACUUUGUGUGUGUGACAGACAGACAGAGAGAUAGGAGGUAUUAGUGUCUGGGUCUGGUAUUUUCUUGACAUCGUUGUGAGCCACCAGUCCUGCUGAAUGUCCAGACUGAAGACAUCAAGAAGUUCCCACCUUCAGCUCCAGGUUCUGUCUGGCCACAAUGAGUGAAGUUGUCAUUGUGAAAGAGGGUUGGCUACAUAAGCGAGGCGAAUACAUAAAAACAUGGAGGCCAAGAUAUUUCCUGCUUAAGAGCGACGGAACAUUUAUUGGUUACAAAGAGCGGCCGCAAGAUGUUGACCAGCUGGAAACUCCACUCAAUAACUUCUCAGUGGCCCAAUGUCAGUUGAUGAAGACAGAAAGGCCAAAGCCAAACACUUUCAUCAUUCGGUGCCUGCAGUGGACAACGGUUAUUGAACGCACCUUUCAUGUUGAGACGCCAGAGGAAAGGGGGGAAUGGACAAAGGCCAUCCAGGCCGUGGCAGAUAGCCUACAGAAGCAAGAGGAAGAAAGAAUGGACUCUUCACCUGAUCCAAUGGAAAUGUACCUGUCCAAACCUCGACUCAAAGUGACAAUGCAUGACUUUGAAUACCUCAAACUCUUGGGCAAAGGCACUUUUGGGAAGGUUAUAUUGGUGAAAGAGAAAGCCACGGGAAAAUACUACGCCAUGAAAAUCCUCAAGAAGGAGGUCAUAGUAGCAAAAGAUGAGGUAGCUCACACACUUACUGAAAACCGGGUCCUUCAGAAUUCCAAACACCCUUUUUUAACAGGUCUCAAGUAUUCCUUUCAAACUCAUGACCGCUUAUGUUUCGUUAUGGAGUAUGCAAACGGAGGAGAGCUUUUCUUCCAUUUAUCGCGAGAUCGAGUAUUUUCAGAAGAGCGAGCACGGUUUUAUGGCGCAGAGAUCGUCUCAGCCCUAGACUACCUCCAUUCUGAGAAAAACGUAGUUUACAGAGACCUAAAGCUGGAGAACCUAAUGCUGGAUAAGGACGGCCACAUAAAGAUCACUGAUUUUGGUCUGUGUAAAGAGGGAAUUACAGAGGGAGCUACAAUGAAAACGUUCUGUGGUACACCGGAGUAUCUUGCUCCUGAGGUUCUUGAGGACAAUGAUUACGGUCGGGCAGUGGACUGGUGGGGAUUGGGUGUGGUCAUGUACGAGAUGAUGUGCGGCCGGCUGCCCUUCUAUAACCAAGAUCAUGAGAAGCUCUUCGAGUUAAUCCUCAUGGAGGAGAUCCGCUUCCCCCGCACGCUUGGCCCAGAGGCAAAAUCAUUGCUAUCAGGCCUGCUUCAAAAGGACCCGAAACAGCGGUUAGGUGGAGGACCAGACGAUGCAAAAGAAAUCAUGUUGCAUAAGUUCUUCGCAGGCAUUGAAUGGCAAGAUGUCUAUGAGAAGAAGCUUGUUCCACCCUUUAAGCCCCAGGUGACCUCAGAAACAGACACUCGCUAUUUUGAUGUGGAGUUUACAGGGCAGACCAUCACCAUCACACCCCCAGGCCAAGAUGAAAACAUGGAGUUGUUUGGCAGCGAUAGAAGACCCCACUUCCCACAGUUCUCAUACUCUGCCAGUGGCACGGCGUGACGAAAACUCUUUAAAGCACAAGUGCACACUUCUCCUGUAAGGCACUGCUGAUCAUUUAUCCACAGCCAUCGCUGUACCCUCUUCGUUUACCUCUUUUCGGGAUUCACAAUGUUAGCAGCGGUGGUCUAAUUUGAUUUUAUCAAGCAUCGAGCAUUGCAGAUUAGCAGGCUUGGUUUAGGACAGUAUUGGUUCCUGUUUCCUCGAACUUCUCUAUAAGUAAUACAUCGAUAUUUAUAAUUGAAUUCAUAUACACGCUCCUUUAUGUACAGUAGAUAUUGUGCAUUAUGAAUGUCACACUUCUAAAACAAUAAUUGGGUACAUUUCUGACACCAGGAUACCUGGAGAGGUCAGAUGGAGAGAAUGAACACUUGGUUACAUUUACUUGCAUCUCUACCUGCACCAAACCUGUUCAGUUUUUACUUUAAAAUGCGGUCCUUAAGUAUGACUUAAUGUAGAGGUUCACUGUUUGUGUCCUGUAAGGACAUGACAUUACCUGUAUACCAAAGAAACUAUGAUUUACAGUACGAUUUACAAUAAAAACCAAGUGGUACUUGUAAACUGUCAGGUUUGAUGAGGAAUGAGGAGACUGUUAUGGCAUCUGAAAUACUUUUGUUUGUAAAAUGCGUUUUCAGAUGAUUAGAUUUUAUUUUAAAAGGAUUUUAAUUCCAUUUGUACAUUUAAUCAUUUUCUAAGCAUAUUCAGUACAUGUUCCAGAAUAUUGCCUACUCACAUUUUUCUAAUGCAGAUCUUUUUGAUCCAUGUAGAAAUUCUGUAGUGCUGAGCAGUAUUGAUGCCUUGAAACAUUGCGGCAUUAAGGGCUGCACUAUUCGCAUGAACUUUCAGCCAUGAACUGAAAUUCGAAUCAAAUAUACAGAACAAAAUUUCAAUCAAAAUAAAAAAGCAUAACUGGUUUUAAAAACCAGACACUAUUUGACAACAUUCUUUUUUAUGUCCAUGCAAUUUGUAAAAGAUAUUUACUGUCAAUUAAAUAAAAGCCACACUUCAUUUUUACACAAUUGGGAUUGACAGGAAAUUAAAGUACAUUGACUAUUUAUGAGAAUAUGUUGAUACAAGCAGACAAUGUCUAAAGAUUGCCAAAACAAUCCAUGUAUAAUCAUUAGAACUUUCCUUACAUUUAGUAAAAUUUUAAGGUUUUUAAUGAAUUUGAACAAGAAUUGUGAACACUGUCACCAAUUUCAGCUGCCUUAAGUUUUGAAGUUAAUCAAAUUAGCUUUAUGAGUCAGUUGAACUUAAUUAUAUUGAACUGACCCAAAAAAUCCACUUGUAUUUUUAGGUCAGUUCAAUAUAAUUAAGUUCAACUGACUCAUAAAGCUAAUUUGAUUUAACUUAAAAAAUUAAUAAAGCUUUUUAACUUAAGUUUUUUAUUUGUUGUUUUUUUCAGUGAAAGAACAAAAAUUCCAACGUCCUUUAUUGAAAAUGGUACCGCAGUUCUAUAUUAAGACAUUUGGCAAGUUUUAAACUUAUCAAUUGAAUAAGCUGCAAGUUAAAUUGUUUUAUGUUUAACAGUUAUUAUUUGUCAAUGUGUGCAGGCCUCUGCAAAUACAUAUUUAAUAAGUUGUAUCAUAAUACGAUAUGAACAUUUGAAACUUUCUGCAUUUUGCCUAAAAAAAUAGACAUUUCAUGACCCAAACACAAUAUUGAAUGUAAGUUGCUGGUCUAUACGUAUUACUUUUAUUUUUCUACUUUGCUUUUAUAUUUUAUAUAUGUUUUCUAAUUCAUGUUAAAUUUAUGCCUUUUGUAUUGAUACACCCCAUACUCAAAUUACCAGAGCUGGUUUUGAAGGGAAUUUUCCACAAUUAAGUUAUUUUCAUAAUGUACGUCUUAGCAGACGGCUGGCUGAGAGACAAAAUACAAUGUACAAAACACACACACACAAAAAAGAAAUAAACAUUUUUUUUAAUUGGA